This is a messenger RNA of Psammomys obesus (fat sand rat), 1496 nucleotides long. It is a transcript of the gene Cenpu, whose product is annotated as centromere protein U. NCBI's taxonomy places the organism in Eukaryota, Metazoa, Chordata, Mammalia, Rodentia, Muridae. Gene Ontology annotation, cellular component: nucleus. The record is from RefSeq and is a predicted model, not a curated record. The coding region runs from base 21 to 1277 and encodes 418 amino acids. The transcript is spliced from 13 exons.
UUGGCUUUGGGACCGGUAGGAUGGUGGCUCGGAAAAGCUUGAGACACUCUGGGGGUCCAGGUCCCCCGGAGAGCCCGGGCAGUGCAAUACGUACAAAGAGCGCUUUGAAAAGAGCACAUUCCAGCAAACACAAAGCUGAUCAAAAGCACAAACCCAACGAUGUGUUUGCCUUCCCUAACAAUUCUGAUGUCUCCAGCAUCCUGGGAGAAAUGGAGGAAGAAGAACCUUAUGAAUUCUUUGACCCUCCUCUGCACAGCACUGCCAUAGAGGUUGAAGAGGAGCUGUCCAAGCACCGUGGGGCCUCCGCCUCUCCGGCCACUCUUGGAGGAAGAGAGAGCAGAAAUGUGAACCCUUCUGAAAGCGAAGCAAGUGGAACUGAGUCUAUAAAGAACAGUACAAAGAAGCCCAGGAGAAAGCCGAAGCCCGUCAGCAGCGAGCCUGACAGCUCUGAGGAUGACCAGAAGAGGAGAGUGAAGUCUGCAGACAGAACAGUUGAGGAGCCGCACCGGGCUGUGCCUCCUGCAGUGUCUUCAGCACCCCCGGAGAAGCCAGAGGAACGCGCCACGCCCAGGAGGACAAGGCCCCACAGCACUCGGACCUCUGCUGUAGAAGAAGCCCAAGCAGCACACAGACAGCUGAAAACGCAGAAGAAAGUGAGGCUGUCUCCUGGCAGAAGGAAGAAAUCAAGACGUGAAGGCACAGACUCGGGUGCUUCUGAAACUAUGCAUAUUUGGUGUCUAGAAGGAAAGAGAUGCAGCGACAUCAUGGAGUUGGAUGUCAUUUUGUCUGUAUUUGAGAAAACCUUCCUGGAGUAUAAACAAAGAGUAGACUCUGAAAUUUGUAAUCAAGCCAUCAACAAAUUUUAUUUUAAAAUUAAAGAGGAACUCGUCAGAAUGCUUAAAGAAGGCCAGGUGCUGAUGGCUCUGAAAAGGAAGAACGCCAAGAUAAUUGCCGACAUGGACAAGAAAAGGCGGCGUUUGGUUGAAGUCCAGGAUGAACUGCUUCGAUUAGAACCACAAAUGAAACAGCUGCAAAAAAAAUAUGAUGACCUUAAGGAGAGAAAAGCAUCACUUAAGAAUUCCGCGCAUUUCUUAUCUAAUUUAAAACAGCUACACCAGGAUUAUUCGGAUGUUCAGGAGAGUGAACCAAAGGAAAAGGAAGAGUAUGAUUCGUCUAGCCUCCCAGCUCUUUUAUUUAAAGCAAGAAGCAUUCUGGGAGCCGAAAAACACCUGAAAACCAUCAACUAUCAGCUGGAGAAGCUCCUUAAGCAGGAAUGAGAAGCCGGGGCUCCUGCCGCCAUCUCUCCUCCUGAAACUGUGCUCUGCACAACCAACCUUCUGGUCUGAAAAUAAGUGUGGCCUAGUCAUCAGAAUCUAUUAUUAUUUUGUCAUUCAAACUAUACCAGUUUGAUUGUCUAAUAGUUUCAGAAGCCAGUCAUAUUCCUGAUUAUUGCAUUAAUAAACUUCACUCUUGUGACAUAAGAGUUUUAACUUAAA